This is a messenger RNA of Linum trigynum, 2027 nucleotides long. The record is from the annotation of a GenBank genome assembly. Lineage: Eukaryota; Viridiplantae; Streptophyta; Magnoliopsida; Malpighiales; Linaceae.
CAUAGGAAGAACAGAGUGAAACAGAGUAACAGACAAAAAUAAUAAUAACACAGAGUAAAGCAGGCGGGAAGGGCAGUGAGAUUGAAAUCGGUGACCAAAGCAAUCAUGAAGGAGGAUGUUAAUCACUACUGCAAUCAUCAUCAACAUCGGAACAUUCUUUCUUUCAUCCUCGUCCAAAUUACAAUCAUUGCCGCCGCCGCCGUUCCCUUCUCCGAUCAGUCGCCCUCCGUCCCCGACUACGGCGACGCGCUGUCGAAGAGCCUCCUCUACUUCGAAUCCCAGCGCUCCGGCCGAUUACCACACGGCCAGCGCGUCUCCUGGCGCCACCAUUCCGCCCUCCUCGAUGGCCUCGAACAAGGCGUGGACUUGGUGGGCGGGUACUAUGACGCCGGAGACAACGUCAAAUUCGGGCUGCCCAUGGCCUUCACCAUCACAAUGCUGUCGUGGGGAGUGAUAGAGUACGGCGACGAUAUGGCCGCCGCCGGAGAGUACCACCACGCGCUCGAAGCGAUUAAAUGGGGCACCGAUUACUUCGUCAAAGCACACACCAGCCCCAAUGUCCUCUGGGUUCAGGUGGGAGAUGGUGAUACUGACCACUACUGCUGGCAACGGCCGGAGGACAUGGCGACGUCCCGGCGGGCGUACAAGGUGGACGAGAAGAAUCCGGGGUCGGAGGUGGCCGGGGAGACGGCGGCGGCGAUGGCGGCGGCUUCGAUUGUGUUCAGGAGAACGAAUCCACAUUACGCCCACCUGCUAUUACAGCAUGCACAACAACUGUUCGAGUUUGGAGACAAAUACAGAGGCAGGUACCACGAGAGCGUGAAGGCAGCCAAGGGUUUCUACCCUUCCACGAGCGGCUACAACGACGAGCUUCUCUGGGCCGCCCUAUGGCUCUACAAAGCCACCACCAACCAAACUUACCUCAACUACGCCCUCCAAAAUGCUCACCACUUCGGUGGAGCCACUUGGGCCGUCAAGGAGUUCAGCUGGGACAUCAAAUACGCCGGCCUCCAGCUCCUCGCCUCCACCCUACUGAGGGAUGAAACAACAAGGCACGACAACCACAGCCGCAAUAUACUAGAAACCUACCGCUCCAAAGCCGAGUACUACCUCUGCGCCAACCUCAACAAGAACGUUGGAAACGAUAACGUGCAGCUCACGCCAGGAGGCUUGAUCUACAUCCGACAAUGGAACAACCUCCAAUACGCGUCAUCAGCGGCGUUCCUGCUCACGGUCUACUCCGACCACCUCCGGUCCACGAACCGCCAGCUGGCAUGCAGCGCUGGCGGCCACGUGGACCCGUCGGAGAUCCUCGGGUUCGUCAGAUCGCAGGUGGAUUACGUGUUGGGGAAGAAUCCGAUGGAGACGAGCUACCUUGUGGGGUACGGCAAACGGUACCCCAAGAGGGUGCACCACAGGGGAGCUUCAACGGCGUCGUAUAAGAGCCACGAGGGUUUUAUUGGGUGUGUGCAGGGGUAUGAUAUUUGGUAUAGGAAGAGAAAUCCCAACCCUAAUGUUCUGGUCGGGGCGGUUGUCGGCGGGCCGGAUGAGAAGGAUCGGUUUAGGGACGUGAGGGAGAAUCACAUGCAGACGGAGGCAUGUACUUACAAUACGGCCGCACUUGUUGGGGUUUUUGCGAGGUUGAAUAGGUUGGAGGAGGAGGAGGAUGAUCCCUUUGACGAGUAUUCCUCAUCGACAAUUGCGUCCAUGUAGUAAUAUUGAAGAAAGAAACUGAUUUUGUUUGUUUCUUUUAUAAUAGAAAAUAAGUAGAAGAAAAGAUUGAGAUGGAACCACCUAUUUAAUGGUGUAGUAGUGAGAUUGUGAUCCCAUUUUUGUCCAUCUUUAUGGGAUUAACAAUGGUGGAAAUCAUCCCAAGUCCAGCGAUGAACUUUCUGAUUCAAAAGAUUUGUUUUGUAGUUCUUUCGAGCGCAUUGAGCUGAUCAUAGGUAUGCAUGUAAGCAAAAAAGCUAGAAAUUCUACUUGUUUCCUCAUUAUUCAUGAUCCGUGCAUAAACUCUUUUAAAAGGA